Messenger RNA from Anolis carolinensis (green anole), 6955 nucleotides. It is a transcript of the gene trim29, whose product is annotated as tripartite motif containing 29. The coding region runs from base 222 to 2018 and encodes 598 amino acids. The record is from RefSeq and is a predicted model, not a curated record. The transcript is spliced from 9 exons. Lineage: Eukaryota; Metazoa; Chordata; Lepidosauria; Squamata; Anolidae. Gene Ontology annotation, molecular function: zinc ion binding.
UGUUCGCUUUCUCCUCCCCGUUCUCACAGGUGUGGCAUUUUGGUAGAGCUUUCGUUGUCGUUCCUCCUCCACUCCUUGCCGGGACAGGAGCCGAAAAGGUUGGUCUAUCUCUGUGACAAGGGCAGGUGAGGCUGAGCUUUGACUGUUUCCUAACAGAAACUCAAAGUUGCAGGCCAGAAAGGAAGGGAAAGAGCCCAGAAAGAUAGAAGAAAGCCUACGGCAUGGAGACAGCAAGGACCAAUGGGACCACCGGGAAGCCAGAAGAAGGGAAGAACUCAACCUCUCCUAAGAAGGAGGGAGAAGAAGGGAAGAAAGCCACCAGCCCAAAUCGAGGGGAGAAGGACACCAACAAAAACAAUGCCUCAGUGGAAACAGGCCAACUGAAAAAUUCUAUUUAUGCUGGGGGUGACUGGAAGAGACCAAUCAUCCAGUUUGUGGAAUCGUCCGAUGAGAAGAGGUCAACUUACUUCAAUAUGGAGUCCGGAGAAUCCAAGAAGUCCAACUUCCCAAAUGUGCAGCUUGGAGAACCUCGAAGGGCCCAAGUUUCCUUCCCUGAGAGAGGAGAUCUGAGGAAGUCCUUAUUUAACAUGGAAGCAAAGAAACCCUUUGCUAAUGAAGGGGAGGAGAAAAAGUCGCUGUAUUCGAGCGGGGCGAUUGCAGAUCUCAGGAAGCCCAUUGCCUCCCUCCGGGAAUCGGGAGAAGCCAAGAGGAACAACUACAACCGGCCCAGCCGAAGUCCCACCUCCAGGCCCCGCAUCCUGGAAGAGGUCCUCUGUGACUCCUGCAUCGACAACAAGCAGAAAGCGGUCAAGUCCUGCCUGGUGUGUCAAGCCAGCUUCUGCGAGCUCCACCUGAAGCCCCACUUGGAAGGGGCGGCUUUCCGGGACCACCAGCUCCUGGAUCCCAUCAAGGACUUUGAAGCCCGGAAAUGCCCCGUCCACGGCAAGACAAUGGAGCUCUUCUGCCAGACGGACCAGGUCUGCAUCUGUUACCUCUGCAUGUUCCAAGAGCACAAGAACCACACCACGGUGACGGUGGAGAUCGAGAAAUCUGGGAAAGAGACUGAACUCUCUCUGCAAAAGGAGCAGCUACAACUCAAGAUCAUUGAACUUGAGGAUGAGGUGGAUAAAUGGCACAAAGAGCGGGACCGUAUCAAGAACUUUACCACCAACGAGAAAGCCACGGUAGACCAGCAUUUCAAAGAGCUGAUCCGUGACUUGGAGAAGCAGCGGGAUGAAGUGAAGGCUGGCCUGGACCACAGGGAGAAGGUUGCGGUGGAGAACAUCAAGGAGAUUGUGGAGGAACUGGAAGAAAGGACCAAGCUGUUGCAAGAAGAUAAGGAGACGAGGGAGCAGAUCAGCCAAAUCAGUGACUCAGUGCUCUUCCUACAGGAAUUUGGUGCAAUGAUGAGGAACUACACAAUCCCGCCAUCUCUGCCGACCUACAGCAUCCUGCUUGAAGGCGAGAACAUGAGCCCAUCCAUGGGGGUCCUUAGAGAUGACCUCCUGAACGUAUGCAUGAGACACGUUGAGAAGAUCUGCAAGGCAGACCUCAGCAGGAACUUCAUUGAGAGGAACCACAUGGAGAAUGGAGAUCACCGCUUCAUGAUCAACAACUACUCUGACUGGAACCAGCCAGAUAGCCUGAAGAGGUUUUCCAUGUUUUUGAAUCCAAAAGGAGGGAACUACAACUCCAGAUCCUGGGAGUUUUCUACCAUGCAGACGGCUGCGGAGGAGACGCUUGCAACAGGGAAUUCUGCUUUCUCCCUGAAAGUGGGCAAUGUGACCAAGAUGCCAUAUCAGUUCUCCCCAAUUGGUCAGAGUUCACCCGGCGAUUUCAGCAAGCAUUCCGAUGGGAGCCUCUAUACUAAGAAUGCUUACCCCUCAAUAGUGAGGCACCAAACUGCAUCUAAGGCCCAGCCCCAGACAUGGAAAUCUUCCAAGCAGAGCAUGCUGUCCCACUACCGCCCUUUCUACGUGAACAAGGGCAAUGGAGUCACUUCCAACGAAGCUCCGUGAUCUCCGAAAUCCACGGGAGCGGCUGAUAAACACCGGAAACAAGAGUUUUCACAGAAUGCCCCUGCUAUUGUAUUAACCUUCCUGUGUUUUAAUCUUUUCAUUGUGUUUUUUUUAAGGGGAAAAGGGGAUUCUGGGUACAAGGUGUUGUAGUCAACAUCAUGUUGUGAUGGGAUCAACCACUGAAAACAACUGCCCUAACGCAAACCAAAACAUAUGUUGGGAAGUUGCUUUUUUUGGACUACAACUCCCAGAAUUCCCAGGCAACACACAAAAGUUUCUAAUCAUUUGUAUGCUCUUCAACACUUCAGACUAAAAUGUCAAGUUCUCAAUUGGGACAAAUGCCAUAAUGUGUUGCUCUCGUGUUGCUUGGGAGUUGGGUCUAUCCCAUUCAAUUCCUCCAAGGCCCAUGCUGGCUAUGGGAUUCUGGGAGUUGUAGUCCUCAAAUAGAAUUUCUCCAUGCAGUGAUCCCAUAUCUCCAUUAUAUCCCACAUUCCUGUUUCAGGAAGAGCUCUCUCAGCUUGCAUUCAUCUGCUUUCUUCCUCAGUUGGAGACCAAUGUCAUGAUACUGGAAGUUCUCAGCAUAACUAUCAUAUGUUAUGAAGCUUUGAGUGGUUUGCUUCCAAUGCAGCUUUGAUGGCCUCCAUACCCAUAGAUGCAAGGCUCAGAUUCAUACCAUCGUCUAUCCAUUUUUGGAGAAUUUCUCCAUGCAGUGAUCCCAUAUCUCCAUUCUAUCCCGCAUUCCUGUUUCAGGAAGAGCUCUCUCAGUUUGCAUUCAUCUGUUUCUUCCUCGGUUGGAGACCAAUGUCAUAAUACUGGAAGUUCUCAGCAUAACUAUCAUAUGUUAUGAAGCUUUGAGUGAUUUGCUUCCAAUGCAGCUUUGAUGCCCUCCAAACCCAUAGAUGCAAGUGAUUCCAUAUCUCCAUUCUAUCCCGCAUUCCUAUUUCAGGAAGAGCUCUCUCAGCUUGCAUUCAUCUGCUUUCUUCCUCGGUUGGAGACCAAUGUCAUGAUACUGGAAGUUCUCAACAUAACUAUCAUAAGUUAUGGAGCUUUGAGUGGUUUGUUUCCAAUGCAGCUUUGAUGCCUUCCAAACCCAUAGAUUCAUACCGUCGUCUAUCCAUUUUUGGACGACAUCUCCAAACCUUCUCCACCAUUAAUGGUCCUGGUUAGGAGAUGCAGUCCAACAACAUUUGGACAAUCUCAUAAUUAUUUCCAUAGCUGUACAAGCGCUAUACUGGAUCAUUAUAUUUGUUAACAUUAAUAUACAAAAAAUACACCAAUACUAACUAUGCUUUGGCAAUACCGCUCAGGUGGAAUUGAUAGCCGAAAGGUCCUCCGGUAGUCCAUUAACCCAUCUCCUGUCCCUGCCUCCAGCUCCCUUUUCAAAUUAAAGAAGAAAAAGGGGAAAAUCUAUCCCGCUAAUAGAAGAUUGAUUCGAUGCCUUAGCUCUUCCCUUUCCAUUGCUACCCUCAGCUAAUAUUGGCGGAUGCGUUUUGCUUCAGCUGUUCUGUUUUAUCUACCAGAAGGAUGGCUAUUGGUCAUUUUUGGAGAUAUAUUCUACAACACGCAUGCCGUGUUUGCGAGACAAAGGCGCCCGUGUUGGAGGCCUGCACAUAAACCAAACUAUUGCAAACUUAAGAGUCAGGGCAAGAUAAGAAUCAGGGUGACCCUUUGGAGCUACAGUCGCCAUGGGAACCAUUUUUCCUAGAAUUGGAACCUAAGGAUGAAAAUCUUUUGACUAUUAUUUCACCAUCCAUAGUCGUUUCCUUCCUGCUGCAGGGAAGAAGAAAAAACAUUUCUAAUAUUUGAAAAUGAAUAUUGAGCACAAUCUCCUUUACAAAGUAAUGCACAGUCAACAAUAAAGAAGCAAAAAAGAAGACAGAAAAGGGGAAAACAGACAUAGAAUGAAUACAGUUGGCAGUCCACAUUUUCUUUAUGGGAAUGCUAUCAUGUUCUCUUAUUUUUGGUGAAAAAUGGAGAGAAGUGUCUUCAUGACAUAGGGAAAAUAACUAGUUCUCAUGAUAAUUCAUUCUAGACUAUACAGACAUAUGUACAGUACACACACACACAUAUAUACAUAUAGUACGUAAAGGUAAAGGUUUUCCCCUGACAUUAAGUCUAGUCAUGUCCAACUCUGGGGAGUUGGUGCUCAUUUCCAUUUCUAAGCCGAAGAGCCAGUGUUGUUCAUAGACACCUCCAAAGUCAUGUGGCCAUUGGCAUGACUGUACAGAGCGCUAUUACCUUCCCACCAGAGCAGUACCUAUUGAUCUACUCAAAUUAGCAUGUUUUCGAACUGCUAGGUUGGCAGAAGCUGGGGCUAACAGCGGGAGCUCACCCUGCUCCCUGGAUUUGAACCGCCGACCUAUAUAUAUGUAUAUGUGUGUGUGUAAAGUAAACUGAAACUUGCAACCCUAUAAAAUACUUCCACAGUAGGAAAGUCUAACGAACUCAGUGACAUACAUCCAUAAAGAAUUGGGCUGAAUAUAUAUAUAUAUAUAUAUAUAUAUAUAUAUACACAGUAGAGUCUCACUUAUCCAAGCCUAGCUUAUCCAAGCUUCUGGAUAAUCCAAGGCAUUUUUGUAGUCAAUGUUUUCAAUAUAUCGUGAUAUUUUGGUGCUAAAUUCAUAAAUACAGUAAUUACAACAUAGCAUUAUUUCGUAUUGAACUACUUUUUAUGUCAAAUUUGUUGUAUAACAUGAUGUUUUGGUGCUUAAUUUGUAAAAUCAUAACCUAAUUUGAUGUUUAAUAGGCUUUUCCUUAAUCCCUCCUUAUUAUCCAAGAUAUUCACUUAUCCAAGCUUCUGCCGGCCCGUUUAGCUUGGAUAAGUGAGACUCUACUGUAUAUUGCCAUUGUGAGAGCAAAAUUGAGAUCGGAAUGUUUGCUUAUUGUUGCUUUGAAAGCUCUUGUGCACGUUAAACAUGAUACUUAUACUUAUGACCGCAAAUACAUCUACACCAGGCAUGAGCCAAUUUGGGCCCUCCAGGUGUUUUGGACUUCAACUCCCACAAUUCCUAACAGCCGGUAGGCUGUUAGGAAUUGUGGGAGUUGAAGUCCAAAACACCUGGAGGGCCCAAGUUGGCCCAUGCCUGAUCUACACUGCAGACUUAAUGCAGUUUGACACCUUUUAACUGCUUUGGUUCAAUGCUAUGGUAGAUGACAGUUUUAGAAGGUCUUUAGCCUUCUCUGCCAAGGAGUGUCCAAUGCACCAGCAAACUACAAAUCUCAUGGCUCCAUAGUAUUUAGGUGUGGCAGUUAAAGUUGAUUCACUGCCCAGCUUUUAAAGCUAUAUAGAAAAAAACGGAAAUAAUUUAUAUUCCAUUUUAUUUACAAACUGGCUUGGGGCCAGCAUUGCUUGGCCGGGUUAACCCCAGUACUUAAAGUUGGGUAUGUUGGGCAAGUUUGCUGUAGAUGUAUCAUGGGUGGGCUUCAGUGUGAUCACUGGCUGUAGGGUAAACUACAACUCCCACUAUGGUGAGUCAGUCCACUCAAACCCCUACAGUAGGUUGAGAUAGUCUUAAGGGAUCUGUGUGCCAAGUUUGGUCCAGGUCCAUCACCAGUGGAGGUCAUAGUUUCUCUGGUUUUGGGUGAACUAUAACUCCCAUAUAUAGUUAUAUAUAUGGUUAUAGUUAUAACUAUAACUAUAACUCCCCAAACCUCUCCAGUAAUCAAUUUUCAGCAAUAUCAGCUAUGUGUGCGAAGUUUGGUCCAGAUCCAUCAGUGUUUGGGUUCGCAGUGCUCUCUGGAUGUAGGUGAACUACAACUCCUCCAAAUCAAGGUGAAUUUCCAUCAAAGACCUCCAGUAUUUUUUGCUGGUCAUGAGGGCUCUCUGUGCUGUUAGUUCCAGGUCCAUCUUUGUUUCAGAGUCCUCAUUGAUGGUUAUUGCCUUGCUCACAGAGAAGGUAUAAAGCGGUAUCUAUCCAUCCACCUUGCACGAGCACCUGAGUUUUUGCAAAGCUUGCUUUGUAUAUUGUAAAACUGUCAUCCUAGCAAAGGUAGAAUAGUACAAGACAGAAGAAAUAAAUGUUUUGUAACGCUUUGUGAGACCAUGCCUUGUGGCGGCGAGGUCAAUUGAUCUUUCGAGAGUCGCUUGAUCCUGAAAAGGGACACGCUUUUAAACAUUCACUUUCAAUGUCUUGGAUAUUGGGAGGAAAACCAAUAAUUGCAGCUUGAGGUGUAAAUCUAAUUUUAGCCUGAAUCGGAGGAGACCUGAUUAGAUCAAUGGAGCUUAUAUAAGGGGCAAUUGAGACGAUCUUUUCAAUGCAUCUGCUCUGGAUAAGACUGAAAUUGGGUUACGGCAAGAAUAUGUUCUUCUUUUAUAAAACGUCGAGUUGGGUUCUGCAGGGAUGAAAUUACACUGCUUCCUUCUGGCACUCAUGACAAAAAUGUGAGAGUGCUCCAGAGCAUGUACAGAUAGUGUCUUUGAGUUUACAGUCUUUGAUAUAAAGCAGACAUGGGCAAACUUGGGUCCUCCGGGUGUUUUGGACUGCAACUCCCACCAUUCCUAACAGCCUCAGGCGGGAGUUGCAGUCCAAAACACCCGGAGGACCCAAGUUUGCCCAUGCCUAGUGUAGAUGCACCCACAAUCAAUGUAAACAGUAUCAAUACUCCCAGCAAAUGCUGAUGUUAGCCAUUCCUUCUUCCUUUAGAAGAAUUAAAAUUGAGAUAAAUGGGGCUGGGUGGAAGGAAGAAUCCCAAGUGAUUAUUUUGUAUGUUAAUUCUGCUUCUAAAACGGCUGUUUUUGUACACUUUAGCGCUGCUAAUGCAUACACUUGCCUUGACGUUGUCACAUCCCGAGCUUUCGGAGAGAACUGGGGGCACAGCUUUAUAAAACACCUUCCGUGACAAGUUAAAUGUUAAUUUCCUUAAACGUGUUGUUCUUGAAUACUGUUUCGCUUUGUCUCUGAAAACAGAGUGUUAGAAUAAAAAAAAUAUGUCUUCAA